AUGGCAGAGCCUGCAGCUCCCUCGGAAGCCUCCGGUGCCGAGGCAGGUGCUGCGGCGGCAGGGGAGGGUGGCGGCGGGCCCGGCCUGCCGGUUCCGGAGGCCCGCCCGGAGCCAGUGGCGCGAAGGCCGGCCCCUACACGCGCGUCAGGCUUAAGGCCUGCCCAAGCCGCAGGGGGAGGAGGGGCCAGGCCUCUACCCUUGCAGGGCCGCAGUGGCGGCAGCUGGACAAAGCUAGUGACCUGCAGGUAUUAUGUACACGGGCUUUGCAAGGAAGGGGAGAACUGCCGCUACUCUCAUGACCUUUCAGGUCGGCAGCGGGCUAGAGAGGGCCGCGAUUUGCGGCUUCGUGCUUCUGCAGACAGCGGCUCCGCCGGGGCUCCGGAAAUCAAGGCCCCGACUCCGGAAGUGGCGGAAGUUCCUCCUGCUACUUCCGCUCGCUUCUUGCCUCUGAUUGGCUCAACUGCGGAAAGGGGUUUCUUUGAAACGGAGACAGGCAAUGCAGGCCGUGAAGCUGCCGGAGCAGGUGCAGCAUCUUGGGCGGAUGCUGUUGAGUUUGUUCCAGGGCAGCCUUACCGGGGCCGCUGGGCACUGCCUGUUGCCGAGGCUGCCCCACAGAGCUCCGUGACUGAGAAAGAGCAGAUCGCUGUCGGCGCGGGGGAACCGCUUUGCCCUUACGCCGCUGUAGGAGAAUGUCCUCAUGGGGAGAGAUGUAUGUACCUCCACGGAGAGGCUUGCGACAUGUGUGGGCUGCAGGUACUGCACCCCGUGGAUGCUGCCCAGAGAGCAGAUCACAUAAAGGCCUGCAUAGAAGCUCACGAGAGGGAUAUGGAGCUCUCUUUCGCUGUGCAGUGCAGUAUGGACAAGGUGUGUGGCAUCUGCAUGGAGGUUGUCUAUGAGAAAGCCAACCCUAGCGAUCGCCGCUUUGGCAUCCUCUCCAACUGCAGCCACACCUACUGUCUUAAGUGUAUCCGUGUGUGGAGGAGAGCCAAACAUUUUGAAAACCGGAUCGUCAAGUCGUGCCCACAGUGCAGGGUCCCCUCCGACCUUGUUAUUCCCAGUGAGUUUUGGGUGGAGGAAGAGGAAAAGAAGCAGAAACUUAUUCAGCAGUACAAGGAGGCAAUGAGCAACAAGCCCUGCAGGUAUUUUGCUGAAGGCAGGGGUCACUGCCCAUUUGGAGAGCGCUGUUUUUACAAGCAUGCUUGUCUUGAGAGUCAGGGAGAAGAGCCUCAAAGGCAGGAUGCUGGAACAUCCAGCACUUAUUGGAAUCAGCUUUUGGAGGGCAGCAUGCCCUUUAAGAGCAUUGGAAAGGAGCUUGUCAGGCUUCGUCUGGUCAAGCUGUUGUUUAAGCAUCUUCUUUCAAAGGGAGGUUAUAAACUCCCCUUCUCUGAGGACCAGUGGGAGUUGCUUCUUUUUGAGCUUGAAAAAUAUUUCAGUUUGAUUCUGUAG
Messenger RNA from Trichechus manatus latirostris (Florida manatee), 1446 nucleotides. It is a transcript of the gene MKRN3, whose product is annotated as makorin ring finger protein 3. Bases 1 to 1446 code for a protein of 481 amino acids. The transcript has a single exon. The record is from RefSeq and is a predicted model, not a curated record. NCBI's taxonomy places the organism in Eukaryota, Metazoa, Chordata, Mammalia, Sirenia, Trichechidae. Gene Ontology annotation, molecular function: metal ion binding; ubiquitin protein ligase activity. Gene Ontology annotation, biological process: protein polyubiquitination.